ACUGCGUCAAGUCAACUCAGGUAGAGCCGUCUGUCUGAUUUGCAGCCGCUCAGGUUCAGUCCUAACGCUCAUGCUGAAGCAUGCACUUAGUACAUCUGCUUGUUCUGAUCUUUUUAGCAGAGGCUGCAGUGGCUCAGCAUGACGCCGUCUGCCAGACGCAGCCAGUGAAGGUGGUAGAAGGUGAUGAUGUAACUCUACGCUGUCGUCUGCGUCCGUCCUUCGAUGUGACUGGUUACACGGUGGAUUGGACCAGAGUGGAGCUCCACCAGGUGGUCCAUCUGUACAGACACAGGAAGGAUGACACCGGUCCACAGAUGGAGCAGUACAGAACCCGGACCGAGCUCAGCCAUCAGAACCUGAGCAGAGGAGUCCUGGACCUGCACAUUUCCUCACUUCACCUGUCUGACGCUGGAGAGUACAGAUGUAACGUCCCAAGACUGUCAGCGAGCUGCACCCAGACCGUCACUGUGGGGAAACGAGAUGAAGACGGUACCAGCACCACCAAAGCUCCACCAAUAAAAACCACCAAGCCUCACACCCCUGGUGUGUCGGCUGGUGAACCAGUGCAGGUCCCUGUCGUCAUCUGUGUCUCCAUCGCUGCUGCCGUCGUCCUGACGCUGGUAACGUGUGGAUCAGUCCGUCACUGCUCAGAGAGGCUCAGAAGAAGGAAGGAGAUGCUGAACAGGAACUGGUGGUUUUAUCACUUAAUCCAUAGAUUUUAUUAAACCAACAGGAUCACAAACGUUACACAGUGAGAAAUAAG
Molecule: messenger RNA, 763 nt
Organism: Betta splendens (Siamese fighting fish)
Lineage: Eukaryota; Metazoa; Chordata; Actinopteri; Anabantiformes; Osphronemidae
Product: myelin-oligodendrocyte glycoprotein-like
Exons: 5
Coding region: 81-725 (214 amino acids)
Source: RefSeq, a predicted model, not a curated record